Messenger RNA from Protopolystoma xenopodis, 532 nucleotides. Lineage: Eukaryota; Metazoa; Platyhelminthes; Monogenea; Polystomatidea; Polystomatidae. The record is from the annotation of a GenBank genome assembly.
AAUGCCUUCCAUGCAUUCAGUGAACCACUGAUCUGUCUAAUUAAAGCAUUCUUUAAUGUCCCUCUGGCAGCACAGCAAUUGGUUUUAGAGGCUGACCUCGAUCUCUCCAGCUCUACACCACCCCCAAAUGUACGGAUAACAACGAGCGAGUGAAUUCGGGUGAAUAGCAAGUGGAGAAUAUGGAACGACGACUCGGUUGAUUUCACCCUUUCUGCCUCUCUUCUCGUCUCCGACGUUGCAACAGCAGCUACAUCCGCCGUCCGUCUUUUGUCCUGCCUCUUCCUGGUCGACAGGGUUCUCAGCCUCUUUCCGAAAGCCUUUAUCAGCCUCGGUUUGGCUCUUCUCUCCUCCUGUCACCGUCAGCAGAGGCUGCGUCUCCUGCUGCCCACAUGCCUCGCCUGACCAACUAAGUCCUACCUGUCCAGACGGUAACUGUACCCCUCGUACGCAAAGCCCAACCGGUGGCGGCGACGGACGGCAGAGUGGCCGAGUUGGCGCAGUGGUUGGUGUAGCUAUGGCGGUAGCGAUGUGA